Molecule: messenger RNA, 3429 nt
Organism: Engraulis encrasicolus (European anchovy)
Lineage: Eukaryota; Metazoa; Chordata; Actinopteri; Clupeiformes; Engraulidae
Gene: dusp12
Product: dual specificity phosphatase 12
Exons: 6
Coding region: 156-1076 (306 amino acids)
Biological process (GO): protein dephosphorylation
Cellular component (GO): nucleus
Molecular function (GO): protein tyrosine/serine/threonine phosphatase activity
Source: RefSeq, a predicted model, not a curated record
GGAGCACAAACGAAGGCGGUAUCAACAAACUGACAUGCUUCUGCUUCUGUCAGAAAUCUUCGACCAAAGUCUUUUUUAGUUUGGUGAUGACCCUUUGUCGUGGUCACCAGCAUCGGAGUCAAAAAUAGUGAGUUUUUGUUGGUUGUGAGUAGUUCAUGGUAUUUUGUCAUCGUAAUACCAGCAUGAUUUUGGUGGAAUCUGGGCUUUACCUUGGGGGUGUCUUGGACCUUCAAGACCCUACAAACUUGAGCAGACUGGGAAUUACACAUGUUCUCACCGUGGACUCAGAACAAGUAGCUUUACCGCCUACGUUUAUAACUAAAUAUGUUCGUGCUCUUGAUGAUUCAUCAACUGAUCUUCUCAGCAAACUGGAUGAAUGCAUUCAGUUUAUUGAAGGUGGAAAGCAACCAUCGUCUUCUGUGUUUGUUCACUGUCACGCAGGCCAGAGUCGGAGUGCAGCAGUGGUGACGGGAUAUCUCAUGAAGGCUCACCAUAUUUCCCUGGAGGAAGCCAAAAGUAAACUCACCCAAAUUAAACCCGACGUGAAGAUAAACGACAGUUUCUUGGACCAGUUAGCAUUGUACGAGGCAUUUGGAUGCAAAGUGGAUUUCUCCUCUUCACAGUAUAAGCAUUUCAGAUUGAAACAUCUCACAGAACAACUUACAGAUCUGAAGGAUUUGCCGAAGGAAGUCUUUGCUGCAGAUCCUGUGCAAACACCAGACACAGAAGUUGCCUACCGUUGUAGAAAAUGCAGACGUACACUCUUCUGUGGCUCCAGCAUUCUUAGCCAUGAGUUAGGCAGCGGCUCAGCUGCCUUCCCACACAAGAAAAUGACAAGCUCUGGACACCAAGCAGGGUGCACCUCAUACUUUAUCGAACCAGUGCGCUGGAUGGAGAAUGCGCUUCUGGGAGUCAUGGAUGGACAGCUCCUGUGUCCCAAAUGCACUUCCAAGCUGGGAUCCUUCAACUGGUACGGCGAGCAGUGUUCAUGUGGCCGCUGGGUCACCCCUGCGUUCCAGAUGCACAAGAACAGAGUGGAUGAAAUCAAACACAUCAACAUAGCCGGGCUGAAGUGAUGGAAUCAAAACCUUUCCAUCUGUAGUCUUUCUCUGAAGCUGUUGUGCUUUAGCCCCUACAGGUUUGCUGCUAAAAUUGUUAAUUUAAUACCACCUUCUAAAAAUGAAACAUUCCAGCAUACCUCAAUUGAAAAAAAACCCCUCUUUAUCAAUUGUUCUCCUAGUGAGGUUCAUUGAUAAACCUUGUGUAUUCCCAAUGAAAAGCAUCUUUAUGUGAUCCUUAUUAUACUAUUAUGAACUGAUUGAUACUACCAUUUUCUUGAAUUCGAUUUUUGCUUGUUCUGACUGACAACAUCUGUAUAGGCCUUUUCGCCCAUUAUGUGUUCCUUGAAUUGACUGCAAUACACAUAAUGGCCACAAGAGGGCCUUAAAGACUUGGUGCACACAGAGCCGUAUAUUAAGACUUAUAAACGGCUCUGGGUGCACAAUAGCUUUUAAAACACAGUUCAGUCGGAUUCAUUCCCUACAUAGAACCAUGAGUUUGUCGCACAAGAAAUUGUAUUGUAUAGUUUCUACUUAAAUAUUUCAUAUUUUUUCAUAGAAGACAUUUUUGGAAUGAUAUGCAUUCAUGUUUGAGAAGAGGGUGGGUGACCAAAGUGGAGCUAUAACCCACCAUACUGUUCAGGAGAGGGAUGACGUUGGAUAGAAUAUGCUCUUGUGUCCAGUUCUUGUCUAGUGUGCAGAGAUGGAAAGGGGAUUCAAGUGAAAGGUAUCUUUCAUUAUAUUGUAUGUUCCUUUUCUGGUCAUUCCUGUGUAGUUUUUGUCUAGGCUGGAGGGAGGGCAAGGGGGACCAUUUCUUUUGAACUGAAUUUCUUUUGAAUUGUCCGAGUUGUGCACCUUAACCCGCCUGGACUGUUGUUGCUGCUCCUAGACAAAUAAAUGCAUGCACACAGCCAGUGACAGCAGCAGUAUAAGAAAGAUGACUGGUAGUUCUUUGUGGACCAUUUUACUUGCCGUAGACUCAGAGCGUGCUGUCCAUCCUCUGCUGAGACUUUUUGACUAACUCUGAUGUCUAACUCCCACUUCAGACUCUAGGAAAUUGUGGAUCCCUGAAUCUGAAGUUCACAUUUGGCACUCUGCUGUUGGAUUUUGUGAGGGGGUAACAAGUUCACUAAAAUUCACAACAUUUUUAAUCUUGAGAGUUUUCACUGUACACACAUCCUUAGUUCCGUUUGUGAAGAGAGGAAAGGAUAAGCUUAAACUGUGGCCACUAGUGCUGACUCAGUGUGGUGGUGAUGCGUAGUAUCCUAACAGACCCGUGGACCUGGAGCUCACCUGCUUGCAUGUUUCCUCAGUCAGCGAAUUAAUUGGUUUACUUGAGUAACAGUCAAUAAUGUGUAUAUACAUGUAUGGGUGGAUGGAUGCAGGAUGAUGAGCGAUUUUGGCUGUGUGCCGAUUUUGUUUUCUUCUAGAUUUCAUAGUGACACAUGCAUAGACUGUUCUUAUAUUUUCUAGUGAAACAUAUGUGAAUCAUUUUUUAACACUUCCCUUUUGGGUGCCAUUUGUCAAUGUGUAUUGUGCUGUACUUUGUAUUUCUGAUUUCCAUCUAAAUUUCCUUCUCACGGCUAAGUGAGUGGGCUGUGGGCACAUUGACUUCCCCCCCUACUCCACCCAUUGAAAAGUAAUCGCAUUAACACAGAAUAUCAGCAUUUUUGGACUGGGACGCCAUAUUGAAUUUCUCAGAGAGGCCCAGUUGGACUCCUCUGAAUUUUAAGUAUGGUGUUCCUAUUAUUAUAGAGUGUUAGUACACAAGAUUUGGUGCCAAUCCAUCCACCCAUUGAAAAGUUAUUGCACUAAAACAUAAAAUAUGAUCAAUUUUGGACCCCAUCUGGGCCGCCAUGUUGAAUUUCUCAGAGAGGUCAAGUUGGACAUUCUAACGCACCAGAGAUAAACCAAAACGUGGCAUGGAAAACUACGAGGCAUAUUGAAGAGUGAAGUGUGGUCAACAAAGAAGAACAGCUGACAGCAAAGCAUCAAGGAUAUGGACGUCCAUAACUCCCAUACACUGUUUCUGCCAUUGACUUCAAUGUUAAACGCAUCAUGGCAGUGAUUAAGAUAGAGAGAACCCUAACCAAGUAUUGAACAUUGCAUGUUCUGUAGAAACUACCAAAUUUAAACUGAUUUGAUGUGACCCAAAUUUUGCUGAAGAAAAUGGGGAUGGGGAUUACCAUACAGAAUGUGAAUUCCGCAAUUCAUGGGUUUUUGAGCUGGAAGGCCAAAAUAUGUUAAAAAAAAUAAACAAAUGAAUGAUUGGAAAAAUCUGGGCCAUGAAUCUUUAAUCCAUGACAGUUAAACAUUAUUGAUGGAAUUAUGGAAAUAAAUCAACUUUUUCAUGCUAUUCUAAUAAAGUGGC